CCUGCUGAGCCACAGUUUGACUGGGCAGUGAAAUAUGGUGGUAUUGUUUGUUAUCAUGGCAUCGUGAAUAGGCCGAUAAUUUCGGUUACGGAUCCUCAAAUUUUACAAAAAAUUUUAGUUAACAAUGCAUAUGACUUUCCAAAACCUUCUUAUAUGAUCACUGAUCUUAAAGCAAUAUUGGGAGAUGGAAUAUUAAUGUCCGAAGGUGAUGCACAUAAACGACAGAGAAAAAUGAUGAAUCCUGCAUUUACAUUUACAAAUGUUAAGGAAAUGGUGCCAACAAUUGCUCGCGUUGCGCACCAAUCAAAAGAAAUAUGGAAAAAUCAAAUUGACGAUGAAGAAGAAAAGCGGCUAAUAAUCUCGUCAUUUUUAUCAAAAGUAACUUUGGACAUUAUUGGAUUGGUUGGAUUUAAAGAUGAAUUCAACAAUGUCACAUCAGAAAAUGAACUAGCGAAUGCUUAUACACGGAUUUUUCAUCACAAAAGAACAGCCUUGAAUGUGGCACUUUCAGUAUUAGUACAUUACAUUCCAUGGAUUAGGAAACUUCCAUUACCAAGAAACCGUGAAAUACGCAGAUGUAUUAAAAUUAUUGAAAAAGCCGCUUUAAAAUUGGUAAAAGAAAGACAAGAAUUUUUUAGAGAAGGAAAACCGAUAGGCAAAGAUUUGUUAUCGUUACUAGUUAGUAUUAAUGAAAAUUUACCUGAAGUGGAAAAAAUGUCUGAUACGGAAUUGAAGCAUCAAAUAAUGACAUUCCUAACGGCGGGACAUGAAACCACAAGUUCUGCGGCUUCCUGGUCAUUAUAUUUACUCGCACAGCAUCCUGAAAUUCAAGAUCGUCUUCGUAAAGAAUUAAUCGAAGCAUUUCCUGAUCCCAAUUUUGAGCCGACAUUUGAUGAAAUUAAUUCUUUGGAAUAUUUAGAAUGUGUUAUUAAAGAAUCCAUGAGAAUUAUUCCACCAG
Racocetra persica is the source of this 958-nucleotide messenger RNA. Lineage: Eukaryota; Fungi; Glomeromycota; Glomeromycetes; Diversisporales; Gigasporaceae. The record is from the annotation of a GenBank genome assembly.